Messenger RNA from Beta vulgaris subsp. vulgaris (sugar beet), 432 nucleotides. Its product is annotated as secreted RxLR effector protein 161-like. Lineage: Eukaryota; Viridiplantae; Streptophyta; Magnoliopsida; Caryophyllales; Amaranthaceae. The transcript has a single exon. Bases 1 to 432 code for a protein of 143 amino acids. The record is from RefSeq and is a predicted model, not a curated record.
AUGUUGAGGGCUAGCUUGUACAGGCUCUUAGGUGAAAGUGUCUCUCAAAGUGAAUACGCGAAAGUGAUAGGUAGUUUGGUGUACCUCAUGAAUUGUACUCGACGUAACAUAGCUUAUGCAGUGAGUAAAUUGAGUCGAUAUACUCAUAUCCCUAGUAAUGAACAUGGAAAUGCUCUUCAUCGUCUUCUCAGAUACCUAAAAGGAACUGUUGCUUUUUGUCUGCAAUACUCUAAAUUUCUUGUUGUACUUAAAGGAUUUUGUGAUGCAAAUUGGGUAUCUGAUAAUGAUGAGAUCAGUUCAACUAAUGGCUAUGUGUUUACCCUUGGUGGUGGUGCUAUAUCAUGGAAGUCUUCGAAGCAGACUUGUAUAGCACGUUCCACCAUGGAGUCUGAGUUCAUUGCCCUCGAGUUGGCAGGGCAAGAAGUUGAAUAG